AUGGGGAACACGUCAUCCUUAACUGCUCCACUCACCAGCGAAUCCACGUUGCGACCUGAACUUCUACCAUACGAGCAUUUCUGGGUGCUUCUCCAACCAUAUUUGCUGGAACAGGGAUACAAACUACGACCACGGUAUGACCCGCGCUGGAAGCCAUCGUGGAAGCGUCGUGCAUGGUUUAGAAGUCACUUUACUCCCGAGGACAAGCUGGCGAUUCGGAAGCCCGAUGUGAUAGAUGCUAUCCGAAUACGAGAUAACACUGCUGUUGUACUGAAGGUUGUGGAAAGAUUUGGUGACGAGCUCCGAAUCAUCCAGUACCUGAACUCAGAGCCCCUGCGAGCUGACCCUCGCAAUCACACUGUCCCGCUACUCGAUGUUGUUGCUUUACCAAACUAUAGCGAUCGUGUCAUCAUAGUAAUGCCAAUGCUUACUGGAUUCUGCAGCUUACCUUUCCGUUAUGUGAGUGAAGUUAUGGAGGCUCUUGACCAAUUUCUUGAGGGAUUGGCAUUUAUGCAUGAUAACGGCGUGAUACACAGGGAUGCCUGCCGCUUGAAUCUCAUGAUGGACACUACCAAGAUAAUACCGGGGGGCUUUCACUUUCUCUGGCGAAUCGUAGAACUCGAUGGCAAAACCCCCAUCCAGUGGCACGACCGCCGUUCCGUUUCCCCGGUCUCCUACUAUUUUAUCGACUUUGGCCUCUCUUUGCUUGUAUCAAAGGAUGAGGAUUACGUCCCAGGCUAUGGGUGGGUUGGGCAAGACCGUACUGUUCCAGAAUGCUUCAGCGGUGCUCCGUACAACACUUAUCAUCUUGACGUGUAUCAAUUGGGCAACAUCAUUCGCCAAUUAUGUCAAGCAUAUCCUGGGCUUGCAUUUCUCAUACCCCUCGGCGAGGCAAUGACCCACCAAAAGCCAACAGAAAGACCUGGUGCUGGACAAGCAUCCCAACUCCUCAGAUAUAUUUUGUCCAAGUUGUCCAAAGAUCAGUUGGCCCAACGCAUCUGGCAUCGGGAUGUCACAGCGGAAGAGCGCCAGAUGGUCGAAGAUAAAGGGGUCAACCCAAUGAUGUGUGCAAGCGGUAUAUAG
This is a messenger RNA of Cyclocybe aegerita, 1083 nucleotides long. The record is from the annotation of a GenBank genome assembly. Lineage: Eukaryota; Fungi; Basidiomycota; Agaricomycetes; Agaricales; Hemipholiotaceae.